This is a messenger RNA of Leptosomus discolor (cuckoo roller), 912 nucleotides long. The record is from RefSeq and is a predicted model, not a curated record. NCBI's taxonomy places the organism in Eukaryota, Metazoa, Chordata, Aves, Leptosomiformes, Leptosomidae.
GUCGGCGAUGGCACCACGUCCGUCACUCUGCUCGCUGCCGAGUUCCUGAAACAAGUGAAGCCCUACGUGGAGGAAGGCCUCCAUCCUCAGAUCAUCAUCCGUGCCUUCCGCACCGCGACGCAGCUGGCUGUAAACAAGAUCAAAGACAUCGCCGUUGCGGUGAAGAAGGAAGAUAAAGACGAGCAGAGAAGCCUCCUGGAGAAGUGUGCGGCCACAGCCCUGAGCUCCAAGCUGAUCUCCCAGAGCAAAGAGUUUUUCUCCAAGAUGGUUGUGGAUGCCGUCAUGAUGCUGGACGACUUGUUACAGCUCAAGAUGAUCGGAAUAAAGAAGGUGCAAGGAGGCGCUUUGGAGGACUCGCAGCUGGUGGCCGGCGUUGCCUUUAAGAAGACGUUCUCUUACGCUGGCUUCGAAAUGCAGCCCAAGAAGUACCAGUCUCCCAAAAUCGCCUUGCUGAACGUGGAGCUGGAGCUCAAAGCCGAGAAGGACAACGCCGAAGUCCGAGUGAACACGGUCGAGGAUUACCAGGCCAUCGUGGAUGCCGAGUGGAACAUCUUGUAUGACAAACUAGACAAAAUCCACAAGUCAGGAGCCAAAGUUGUCCUCUCCAAACUUCCCAUCGGCGACGUGGCCACUCAGUACUUUGCAGACAGAGACAUGUUCUGUGCUGGCCGUGUCCCGGAGGAAGAUCUCAAGCGAACGAUGAUGGCGUGUGGCGGUUCCAUCCAGACCAGCGUCAACGCCCUGUCGGACGAUGUCCUGGGCCGCUGCGAGCUCUUUGAGGAGACUCAGAUUGGAGGAGAGAGCAAGGCGAAGACCUGCACCAUCAUCCUGCGAGGGGGCGCGGAGCAGUUCAUGGAGGAGACGGAGCGCUCCCUGCACGACGCCAUCAUGAUCGUCAGGAGGGCCAUCAAG